ACAGUGAAAUUAACUCCUUUUAGUAAUUCUGGAAGUUUCAUUAUUUUGGGAAAGAAUUCGUACUUGAGGUGUUUCUUCUCUCUUCUCUAUUAUAUCUUCGUUUCCUUUAGGUUUCUUUCCGUAUGAAGUUGAGAGAUAAUUGUUAAAAAUGGCGAGUACUGUAGGGGAAGAGUGAAUGGAAUGGAUGGAAUGCACAGCUGCUAUCUAUCUAUGGAACAUAGAAAUUUGUCCAUCUCAUCUGGUGAGAAAUAGAAAUUUUCUGGUGGUUUGUAAUGAGCAAAGUCCUGGUUAUGGUGUGGAAUCCACUGAUUUGGAGGAGAAAUUUGCAUUGAAGGAGGAAGAUGGUGCUGCUCUUACUGGUUUUACUAAGGAUGUUCAGUAAGAAUCAUGUUUCAUUCUCUGUUUCUUGACAUUACAUGUAUUUCUGAGUAAAUUUGUUUUGAUAUACCAGGACUCUAUGCAUCUGAAAUUUUGUUUAUGGAACUGGUAGUUUUAUUCUGUACCUUUUUAUAGGCCUUGAUUGCAAGUUCUCUAUCAGAAGAUGACUAUAAGACUGUGAAGGAAACUAUAAAAUUUGUGUUAAAUGUCAGUUUUUCAGGGACGCCUUUCCAUUAUGGUUUCUGUUUGUCACAAAAACUCUUGGAUUUUGAUUUGUGUUUGCUGGUUUCUAACGCUGUUUGUUAACUUGACAUGCUGGUUUUCCCAGAUAGAGGGGUGUUUCAUUGGCUUCAAUUUUGGGCAUAUCCAUCAGUCUCUUAGCCACCUUAUUCACAAACAAUGUUGAUGUUUUUGGAAUUAUUAGAACUGGGGUACUAGUAAGUAUACAAAGUAAUCCAGCAAUUUUUGUUUUUUCCUUGGUUUCAUGUAUUCAGGGGCUCUUAGAUGUUUAAAAUUGUUUAUUCCAAAAUUGCUAACAGUUUGUCAGCGCAAGUCAACCUGUAAUGCAUUAGCUUUUAUUUUUGUUGGUCUCCACUAUGGCGUUUCAGACUCUUUCCAUAAGCAGCUUCUCCUAUGGUAAGCAGCAACCUUAAAAAAUAAAUCUUUUUUUUUCAU
Molecule: messenger RNA, 1053 nt
Organism: Rubroshorea leprosula
Lineage: Eukaryota; Viridiplantae; Streptophyta; Magnoliopsida; Malvales; Dipterocarpaceae
Source: the annotation of a GenBank genome assembly